Molecule: messenger RNA, 922 nt
Organism: Daphnia pulex (common water flea)
Lineage: Eukaryota; Metazoa; Arthropoda; Branchiopoda; Diplostraca; Daphniidae
Gene: eIF4EHP
Product: eukaryotic translation initiation factor 4E type 2-like
Exons: 7
Coding region: 177-872 (231 amino acids)
Biological process (GO): translational initiation
Cellular component (GO): eukaryotic translation initiation factor 4F complex; cytoplasm
Molecular function (GO): translation initiation factor activity; RNA 7-methylguanosine cap binding
Source: RefSeq, a predicted model, not a curated record
UUCGCUACUCUAUAGUGUGGGUACUGUUUAGUGUUUUCACCAUCUAAAAUUUGUACAACAUUUCUGGACAUACUGCUUGUUUCUUUCUUUAGUCUUUCUACUACAUGCUGCAAAUUGGUGUAUAAAUUAAGUGAACAAUUUGACUGUAACACUCCGAUUUCGUAAACUAUUUACAAAUGGCCCUUAAUAACAAUAAAUUUGAUGCGUUGAACAACAGCGAAGACAGUGAUGACGACGAAACUUCAUUCAGUGAAGAAAGAAAGAAAAAGGAUUUAAUUUUGGUUAAUUUUUUUCAGCAACCCAUUCAAGUUCCUCGAGAAGAACAUCCACUCCAAUACACAUACUGUUUGUGGUUUAGUCGGAGAGCUCCUGGAAAACAUGCAGCACCCCAAAGCUUUGAUCAGAAUCUAAGAAUGGUUGGACGUUUUGCUUCUGUAGAACAGUUUUGGUCAUACUAUUGCCAUCUGGUCAGGCCUUGUGAACUCUCUGGUCACAGUGACUUUCAUUUAUUUAAAGAUGGAAUCAAACCAAUGUGGGAGGAUGAUGCCAAUCGUUGUGGUGGUAAAUGGAUUGUGCGUCUUCGAAAAGGUUUAGCCUCACGUUGUUGGGAGAACUUAAUAUUAGCUAUGUUAGGCGAACAAUUUAUGGUAGGCGACGAAAUAUGUGGAGCUGUCGUCUCAAUUCGAUUUGCUGAGGAUAUUAUUUCGGUAUGGAAUCGAAUUGCAAGUGAUCAGGCUACUACCAACCGAAUUCGAGAUACACUUCGUCGAGUCUUAAACCUUCCACCGAACACAAUACUUGAAUACAAAAACCACACGGAUUCUCUAAAGGACAAUUCCAGUUUUCGGAAUACCGAUGUCUUUGUCCGAUAAAGACACAAUAUUUUACAUCUCAAGCGGAAUAUAAAUAAGUUGAAAGUUGA